AACAAGUUUUUGAUUAUUUGUGACUGGCGUCUGGCGGUAACUAAGUGAUCAUGGUUUUUGUGUUGUUAUUGGAAGACAUAUUAGGUUUCUAUAUAUCUUGUUUGCGGGCAUAGUGCCAUGCAUAAUAGAUAUCAUGCAUGGAAUGAGUGAGGAAUAGAAUUUAUUUAAUGUGGUGUUUUUCUAACCCUCAAAACAAUGGAAGAAGUAGGAUCGCGAAAGCAACAUCCGCUAACCAAACUUGGAACUUCUUUGAAAAUGAAACCACUUAUUAAUUUAAAAGUUGAUGAAUUGUUCAUGAAAUGGAUAAGUUUACCAGAACAAAGCGAUUUAUUUGCCAAACUUGAGCAAAUCAAGGAAAAUAGAAAUGAAGGGGAGAAUUUAAGUACUAACUUUCAAGUACAGAAGACUGCUAAAAAUAAAAAAGCAAAAGAAGUUGCAAACCUUACUAUACCAGCUAUUAUUAAAGAUGACUCAAAACCAAUGCUGAGUCCUCGUCGGUUUGCUAAAAAUGCAAAAUCUAGAACAAGUUUAGAAAAAUACGAACCUAGCAAUCACAUUUCCACAAACAGUAUUACAGUAGAUGCACGGGAAUCAAUUUCCGUGACUAAUAAUAAUAAGUCAACAAAACAUAUCAUUCCUCAAUUCUAUUUUCCAUAUGGCAAGCCAAAUACGAUAGCAACGGACAAAACCUUCACAAGAAUGAUAUCCAAAGCUUUUUUAGAGUUGAAUACAAAAAGAUUAAAACUGUCACAGAUGGGUACGGUGUGCAAAGCUUGUGGAUGCCCUUUUUAUUGGAAAUCAAUAUUAUUUAAUAAAGCUCUUAAACCUGGAAAUACGUAUGUUACGGAAAGUGGUGUUAUCGAAAUGUGGAAGUCUGUAGUUUCACUUUAUCAUGAUGAAGCAUCAAGAUUUGUGAGCCUACUUGCUAAGAAAGACAAUAAAUAUUUAGAAUUUGAUGACCUUUUGCCAUUACUUCGUGACGUCGUUGAUACACAUCCUGGACUUAUGUUUCUGAAAGAAGCUCCUGAAUUUCACACACGAUAUAUGAAUACUGUAAUAGCACGAAUAUUUUACACAGUGAAUCGAUCAUGGUCUGGAAGAAUUUCUGUCAAUGAACUUCGGAAAAGUAAUUUUCUAUCUGUUUUGGCCAACCUGGAAAAUGAACAAGAUAUAAAUGUUGUGAUGGAUUAUUUCUCUUACGAACAUUUUUAUGUAAUUUAUUGCAAAUUUUGGGAACUUGACAAGGAUCAUGACCUUGUUAUUGACAAGAAUGAUCUUGCCAGACACUCUGACGGAGUGUUGAGUGGUCGACUUAUUGAUAGAAUUCUGUCUGGAGCUGUAACCAGAUGGAGUGAUUCUGCUACUCGGACGCAAUGUAUGUCAUAUGUUGAUUUUGUUUGGUUUCUCAUAUCUGAGGAAGAUAAGACUACAAAUAUAAGUAUCGAAUAUUGGUUUCGAUGCAUGGACUUGGAUGGAGAUGGCUUCAUCUCUUUGUAUGAGAUGGAAUAUUUUUAUGAAGAACAAAUCAGAAAACUUGAGUUGCUUGAUAUUGAACCUCUUCCAUUUGAUGACUGUGCAUGUCAAAUAUUGGAUAUGAUACACCCAGCAAAGCCAGAAUGCAUAUCUCUUGUUGAUCUAAAAAAAUCGCAAAUGGCGGGUAUUUUCUUUGAUACAUUCCUCAAUAUUGAAAAAUACCUAGAACAUGAACAAAAAGAUCCAUUUGCAAACUCAUUGCUUGAUGAAAAUGAUGAGGCUUUUGAAUUUCCAAAGCAAUCUGACUGGGAGAAGUAUGCUGCAGAAGAGUACGAAGUUCUGGUUGCUGAGGAACAAGCUAACGAAGCAAAAACUACAUUUAGUGCUGACAAUCCUUUUGCUGAUGUUCUAGAAGACGAAUUAACUAGAUUAGACAUCAUGCAUGAUGAUCCACUGAACGAUGCUUUACGGUUUAGUCGAGGUUCUAAUUCAAACGGUCCCAAAUCGAGCUCACUUUCGCAAUCAACAACAGUAUUUUAAAUACAAAAUUAUAUUAGUAGUAACAGUAAGUGUGUGUCCCUGUAUUGGUUACAGAUUAUAUUUGAGUUACAAUCAGUUAUAUUUAUAAUAUCAUUGAGUGUUUGCAUUUAUGCUCAACUUUUUAUGAAUAUCUCCUAUUCGAGCAUACUUCUAUUCAUUUGGUUACAGAUCUUCAAAAUCAAAUCCUUUUUUCUAAUAGCCACCAUCAAAAUUAUCUUGUCUGAGGAUACCUGUAAAAACAUGACUCUCUCUCCAUAAAUGUUCAGGUUAAGGUGAUGAAAUCAGUUGGGAUUUGGUUUUAGUUGAAGAUUGUGCUGAUGUUUGUUCAUACAUGUUACAGAGAGCUUUUGUUAAAUCAUCUUAAAUGCUUCCAAAGUGGCAUUUUUCAUUUUGUUAUAACUUUUCUGUAAGUCGCUGCUGGCUUUUGGUACGACUAUUUGCAUUGUGAUAUGGCGGUGUAUGCAAUCUUUUACCUGGUGCAUCCUGUUUUACUUAAAGACAUAACAUGACUAUGCUGCUAUCAUUGUGCUGUAUAUAACUCACUUGUUGUAGUUUAAUGAGUUUUUUUUUAUUAACUUUGAUAAAACCUGUUCUUGCACAUCAUGGUGCUCAAAAUGAAUUA
Messenger RNA from Styela clava, 2635 nucleotides. Its product is annotated as serine/threonine-protein phosphatase 2A regulatory subunit B'' subunit delta-like. The record is from RefSeq and is a predicted model, not a curated record. Gene Ontology annotation, cellular component: protein phosphatase type 2A complex. Gene Ontology annotation, molecular function: protein phosphatase regulator activity; calcium ion binding. Gene Ontology annotation, biological process: protein dephosphorylation. Lineage: Eukaryota; Metazoa; Chordata; Ascidiacea; Stolidobranchia; Styelidae.